Messenger RNA from Dromiciops gliroides (monito del monte), 2259 nucleotides. It is a transcript of the gene CPSF6, whose product is annotated as cleavage and polyadenylation specific factor 6. The record is from RefSeq and is a predicted model, not a curated record. Lineage: Eukaryota; Metazoa; Chordata; Mammalia; Microbiotheria; Microbiotheriidae. Gene Ontology annotation, biological process: mRNA alternative polyadenylation. The transcript has 12 exons. Bases 1 to 1827 code for a protein of 608 amino acids. Gene Ontology annotation, cellular component: mRNA cleavage and polyadenylation specificity factor complex. Gene Ontology annotation, molecular function: mRNA binding.
AUGAAAUGUCCACCCCCGUCUGAAUGCACCGCGUCCAUCGACGCGGCUCGGUCCUGGGAGGCUUUGUGGUCGCCAGUACCCCGCCCCCACCCGCACCUCCCCCCGGCUCCGGACCCCGGUUCUUCCAGCAUUCAUCCAUAUUUUCUCACCGAAUCCAAAUGGCAUACAUUUGUGAAACAGCUGGCUAUGCUGGGAGUACAGUCUAUGGCUUUGGAACAAAAUGAAGCUCUAGCUACAUGGAGAUCAAACCCAGGACAAUGGAUCAGCACCAAAUGUUGUUUAUACAUAUACUGGGAAGAGAAUUGCAUUGUACAUUGGAAAUCUUACUGGUGGACAACUGAUGAAGAUUUAACUGAAGCAGUUCAUUCUUUGGGAGUAAAUGAUAUAUUGGAGAUAAAGUUUUUUGAAAACCGUGCUAAUGGCCAGUCAAAGGGGUUUGCUCUUGUUGGUGUUGGAUCUGAAGCAUCCUCAAAAAAGUUAAUGGAUCUGUUGCCUAAAAGAGAGCUACAUGGUCAGAAUCCUGUCGUGACUCCUUGUAAUAAGCAGUUCCUGAGUCAAUUUGAAAUGCAGUCCAGGAAAACUACACAGUCAGGACAAAUGUCUGGGGAAGGUAAAGCUGGCCCUCCAGGAGGCAGUUCACGUGCAGCAUUUCCACAAGGUGGUAGAGGACGGGGCCGUUUUCCAGGGGCUGUUCCAGGUGGGGACAGAUUUCCUGGACCAGCUGGACCAGGAGGGCCACCCCCACCUUUCCCAGGAAAUUUGAUCAAGCAUCUUGUUAAAGGAACUCGGCCUUUGUUCCUGGAAACUAGGAUUCCAUGGCAUAUGGGGCACAGCAUAGAGGAAAUACCCAUUUUUGGCCUAAAAGCUGGACAAACUCCACCACGCCCACCCCUAGGUCCUCCCGGCCCUCCCGGCCCACCAGGUCCUCCACCUCCUGGUCAGGUUCUUCCUCCUCCAUUAGCUGGGCCUCCUAAUCGAGGUGAUCGCCCUCCACCACCAGUUCUUUUUCCAGGACAGCCUUUUGGGCAGCCUCCAUUGGGUCCACUUCCUCCUGGUCCUCCACCUCCAGUGCCAGGCUACGGCCCCCCUCCUGGUCCUCCACCUCCACAGCAGGGACCACCUCCGCCUCCAGGCCCUUUCCCACCUCGCCCACCUGGCCCUCUGGGGCCGCCCCUCACACUUGCUCCUCCUCCACAUCUUCCUGGACCACCUCCAGGUGCCCCCCCACCAGCUCCACACGUGAACCCAGCUUUCUUUCCCCCACCAACAAACAGCGGCAUGCCAACAUCAGACAGCCGGGGUCCACCACCCACCGACCCAUAUGGCCGGCCUCCCCCAUAUGAUAGAGGUGACUAUGGGCCCCCUGGAAGAGAAAUGGAUGCUGCAAGAACGCCAUUGAGUGAAGCAGAGUUCGAAGAAAUCAUGAAUAGAAACAGGGCGAUUUCGAGCAGUGCCAUUUCAAGAGCUGUGUCUGAUGCUAGUGCUGGUGAUUAUGGGAGUGCUAUUGAGACAUUGGUAACUGCUAUUUCCUUAAUUAAACAAUCCAAAGUAUCUGCUGAUGAUCGUUGCAAAGUGCUUAUUAGUUCCUUGCAGGACUGCCUUCAUGGAAUUGAGUCCAAAUCUUAUGGUUCUGGAUCAAGACGUGAACGAUCAAGAGAGAGGGACCACAGUAGAUCCAGAGAAAAGAGCAGACGUCACAAAUCCCGCAGUAGAGAUCGGCAUGAUGAUUAUUAUAGAGAGAGAAGCAGAGAACGAGAAAGACAUCGGGAUCGUGACCGAGACCGUGAUAGAGAACGCGAUAGAGAGCGAGAGUAUCGCCACCGUUAAGAGAAGCUGAAGGAAGAGGAACACCUUGCAAGACAAGAAACAUUCUUCAUGGGGGAAAAUGACGCUUGUCCAGCAGUUUGCUUCUUGUGAUUGAACUGAACCUGUAAGGAUUCAUGGAUAAAAUGAACAGGAAUAGAUCUGAAUAAAGCAAAUCUGCAUAAAUGGUAACCAGUAGCUCUACUUUUACUUUUUAUGUUGCUUAACUGUUUUAUUUGAAGGAAACCUGUGUGAUUUAAAAGUUAUAGCUUUUGCAACUUUAUUACUGGUUAUAUACAUUUGGCCAUUAUAAUGUGCAAGCAAUUGGAAAAAAGUCAAGUAAAUGCUUGUUUUUAUAGUAGUUUGUUCUUGUUAAAAUGUUCAUAUGAUAAUGUCUGUAAACAGCACCACUUUGAUUACAAUAGAUGUAGUGUUGUAAUAAACUGUUUAAUGGGG